Lachancea thermotolerans CBS 6340 is the source of this 960-nucleotide messenger RNA. RefSeq lists its product as uncharacterized. The transcript has a single exon. The record is from RefSeq and is a predicted model, not a curated record. Gene Ontology annotation, cellular component: cytoplasm; membrane. The coding region runs from base 1 to 960 and encodes 319 amino acids. Lineage: Eukaryota; Fungi; Ascomycota; Saccharomycetes; Saccharomycetales; Saccharomycetaceae.
AUGCCUAUCGAGCUGCUUGGAAGGGACCAAAUCGCGGUGUCGUACGGCGAGGAUGAAGAGGAGCCCGUAUGGGCGCGGCAGAGACCAUGCGACUGGCGCUCGCGGGCUAUGCGUUGGGCUGCGGAACGGGCUCGCCACGCUCGCAAGGCAGUAGAAACAUGUACCAUUCUGCGAGUGGGCAUCGUGCACUGGGUGAUGCUGGCAGUGUGGGCGGCGCUGCUGCUGAAGAUAGCCUCUGUGUACGGACGGUGGUACGCGCGCUCCGCGCUACUCACGACCAUAUGUACCAACGCGCUGCUGUUCGGCACAUCGGACAUACUCGCGCAGUGCGUGCUGCAGUACACAUGGGCGCCGGUUGACCCGACGCCCGCCCCGCUAGACGCCACGGCGCGUGCACUGGCGGUGCGGUAUGCUUUGUUCACGGACCAGGAGUCCGACACCGAUAGCGCGUCGAUCUUCAACGAGUAUGGGCCGGGCGCGUCCUCGUCAGAGGUCGCGUCGGGCGCAGUAGCGCCAUCUCCACCCCUAGGGCAGCCCCUGUGUCCGCCGUUGUUCGACUUCUACCGCUGGCUGUGCUUCAUGGCGUGGGGCUCGUUCCUGUCGUUCUUCCAGGUGCCCUGGUACCGUAUUCUCAACUACCUGUAUACCGAAGACCCUACUGUCGUGCAAGUUCUCGAGAGGGUUCUCUCGGACCAGCUGGUCUACUCUCCGAUCUCACUCUACUGCUUUUUCAUGUACGCGAACUACAUCAUGCAGAAGGGCGACGCGGCAAGCUUCCGGGCCAAGAUCCAGAGGCUCUACAUCGGAACGCUCGGCUGCAACUACUUGCUAUGGCCCGCGGUCCAGUUCAUCAACUUUUUGGCUGUACCAAAGCAUCUUCAAGUACCCUUCAGCUCGUCCGUGGGGGUUCUCUGGAACUGCUUCCUGUCUAUGCGCAACGCUUCGCAUCCGGCAAAUUAA